AUGCAGCCAGUUAAAACCAAACCACGAAAAAAAGCCCUGAAUUAUCGAGCUCAGGAAGUAAAAAGGGAUGUUUUUAAAGAUUCCAGUUCUAAAAAAAUUAAAACCAGUGAAUCAAGGAAAUCGACUGAAUUGCCGACCACUAGCAGAGCUGCUAGAGAAGAAGACUGGAUGUGCUCCGUUUGUGAUAAGGCCUUUGUAGCUGACAUGCGAUCCUGUGUAUUAUGUGGAAUAUGGGUCCCGUAAUCCUAAGGUAUAUCUGGUCCGCCUAACGUCAUGGCAGAAGGCGUCAUCAAGAUCUCUGUCAUACCGAUCCUACUACUUGGACUUGUUUUACAUACAUCUGCCUUACGCCAACUCUCAGCAUCACAGUAUCAUAUGACAGAUGAAAGAAGCGAAUGCCAAGGAGACUCUCGAGAAAGGUUCAUCAUUCACGAUAUUAUGGCGAAUGAAAACGAUUCAUGGGUUUUUCCUGCACCAUUAUCAAAUAUUGAUUGCUGGUAUGUUGUGGUCAAUUCCUCCAUACCUCUUCUCAAACGGGCAAUGUUCCCAAGCGAUCGAAGAGCGUAUAUUGUUGAAAUCACCUUGGAGAGUGCUGGCAUACACAAAAUAGAAUAUGCUAUAUUUGAUGGGUUUCACUAUUUAGUAUGCCUCCAUUUGUCUAAGAAUCACUUAAAUAAGAUAGGUAGAGACGCGUUUGGACAACUUGAAGGACUAGUGUACUUGGACUUAUCACUGAAUGAUAUCACCGAUAUAGAAGCUAACGCCUUUAUUGGUCUCAGACCGCUAAGAAAUCUCAAUUUGUCAUCCAAUAGUUUGAGCAGCGUGAAACAGAAUAUAUUCGUUGGCUUAUCCAGCUUGAUAAAGCUGGAUCUCUCAUUAAACCCUUACAUGCAUACAAUUGAGGCACGUACUUUUGAUGGUUUGACAUCACUUGAGUAUCUUAAUAUUUCAUACUGUAAUAUAAGUCACUUAGAUACCAAUAGUCUAAAAGGCUUAAGAGGUUUGCAUCAACUACACCUAUCAAAUAAUCCUGUCAGCGAAAUUAGUAGACACGCAUUUAUUGGUAUGUCUACUCUUGCAGAUUUGGAUCUGUCAUCCCUGAAUUUGACUUCCAUUGAAUCAGAAACGUUUACUGGGCUAUCAAACUUGAAAUAUCUGGACUUGUCCCAAAACCGUGUACGUAAAAUCAAUGCACGUGCUUUUGAAGGCUUAGCCCAGCUAUAUCUACUGAAUCUGUCAUCGAAUAAGCUAGAAAUCCUGCAGUCAGAAACUUUUUUUGGACUAGAAAGAUUGCAACAGCUAGACUUGGUAGGGAAUCCCGUAACUUUGAUUGAUGCGAACGCCUUCAACGGCAUGUCUUCCAUAUCAGUUUUGGAUCUUCCAUUGUACAAUUUAACUUCACUAGAAUCUAAAUCAUUCAUCGGCUUAACAAGCUUGCAUACGCUUGAUCUCCCGAUAGUUCCUCUCAACAGGAUCAAAACGCAUACAUUUGAAGGUUUGUUCAGCCUUACGUCGUUGGAUCUCUCAUAUCGUAACAUAAGCACAUUAGACUUCGAGUCCUUCACGGGUUUAAGCCAGUUGAGGAAACUGCAUCUAUCAAAUAAUCCUCUCAGAAAAAUUAGUAGACACGCAUUUAUUGGUAUGUCUACUCUUGCAGAUUUGGAUCUGUCAUCCCUGAAUUUGACUUCCAUUGAAUCAGAA
Acanthoscelides obtectus is the source of this 1701-nucleotide messenger RNA. Lineage: Eukaryota; Metazoa; Arthropoda; Insecta; Coleoptera; Chrysomelidae. The record is from the annotation of a GenBank genome assembly.